This is a messenger RNA of Argiope bruennichi, 3025 nucleotides long. Its product is annotated as meteorin-like protein. The transcript has 4 exons. Bases 300 to 1139 code for a protein of 279 amino acids. Gene Ontology annotation, molecular function: hormone activity. The record is from RefSeq and is a predicted model, not a curated record. NCBI's taxonomy places the organism in Eukaryota, Metazoa, Arthropoda, Arachnida, Araneae, Araneidae.
AGUAAAGUGAGUUAUGGGAUAAAUGCGAUAGGUAGUCAAUGUGGUUGCUCUUCAAACUCUGAUUUCUUGUAUUGAUUGUUUUUAUAGCACCACGUGUUUGCAAUUCAACUCAUUCUUCAAUUUUUCGCCAUAGACUUCGUUGGUUUUUUGCGCGUUGUGUUUAUAUGCGGAAUAAGUACCAAAAACUUGCAAAUGUCUCACAGAAGAGGAGGAUUUAAGUGACAGUCACCUGUUAAUGUGAUGAGCGUGCAUUACUGUGUGGUGUUGCAGAGGAGAUGACAGUGUAGGUCAAACGGGAAAUGUUACUAUCUGUUUUUUCGACUUUCUUCAUCGUGAUUUUUCUCAUUCUGAGUAAUACUGGAAGAGUAUGUUGUCAAUCAUCCGACACUUGUGAUUGGGUUGGAAGUGGCCUUCUACAAGGCGUCACCAAAGGCGUCCAGCCUCUAUAUUUGCGCUGCACACAAGGCCAUAUCAAGUGGCACUAUCCUAGGGGUGCGCUGAGGGCUCUCCUUAGGCCGCCCUUAUCCAAGUUCCAGGGCUGCGUUCGGAUCGCUGCCAAUUCCACUGGUGCCAGGCUGUACCUGGAGGGCGAGAAAAGACUGUUUCCUCUGUUCAAAGCGGGCGAUGGCAAGCCAGAGGACUUGCACAGGUGCUUCACUUCCAGAAGGGGUCAGGUAGCCCUGUAUGUGGAGGCUGAUCCGCCCCUGGAUAUCCUUAGAAAGGACACUAUAGAGUUCACCUAUGAUUUGGUGUCUCAGAAAAAUCUUGCAGAUGACAUGGAAGAAUGUCAGCCUUGCAGUGACGAAGAAAUUUUAAAGUCUUAUUGCACAAGCGACUUUGUUAUUCAAGGCACUGUUGCAGCUCUGAAUCACAACGAAUCAACUCAAACAUCUGAAUUAACGAUUCGAGCAACCUCCAUUAAAAUAGACGCGCCUCACAAAUCCUGGGCCAACGUGAAAUAUGUCACUCUCCAUAGGCCUCUCAAGUGCGGCACCAAAGCUGGAAUGGGAGAAUUCUUGUUCCUGGGGCGGUGGAGAUUGGGCCAUCCCAUAGUGCACUGCGCGCCUAGGCUGAGUCACUGGAAAGAAAUCCGAAGGAAAUCGAUCGAAGCCAAGACGAAUUUAUGUCAAUUAGAUUGAUUUUUUGGAAGUGCAAACGAUUUCUGGAAAAAUAAAUUGAACUGAACUAAUAAUUACAGGAAAAGAUCAAAAGACUUCUGGUUAUAUUCAUUUCCGUGUGCUUCAGUUUAAAAAAUUCAUUAGCCACUUAGUCCAGCUGAUGACGAUUAAAUGUCGAUUGCUCAGUAAAAAAAAAUCAAAUGCAAAUAUAGAUUCACCAAUCUUUUUGCAUUCAUGUGGAUAAACUUGGAAGCGUAUUCUACCAAUCAGUUCUGUGAUAAAAGCAUCGACAGCAGUGUGAUUAUAUCAUUCAUCGCCUGGAACAUUAAAUCAUUUUUUCUUUCGUUUUUAGUGACUUUUUGUUUUCAUGUUGAAUAAACAUUCUUUUUGUUCAUAAGGGCCAAUGUUAAGUUCUUUUGUUUUAAAAUUGAUAUUAGAUUUCAGUGGAAGAGAAAAUUCCCGAACUGAAGAAGAAUUUACGAUCUAUAAUACGCACAUUUUAUGAAAAACAUCAAAAUUUUUUAUUUAAAUUUGACAUUGGCCCUUCUUGAUUGGAAUAUUAAAGUGCCACAAAGAAUAAUGUGUACAGAUGUUUUUGUAAAUAUAUUUAGGAAACUGUGUGCGAACAUUGAUUGUUUUACCAUGUGUUUUAAAAUAAAAUUUGUAUUUCUUUGAAAAAAAUGUUGGAGUUCUUAUAUAUUUAUAAAAUUUUGUCUGUUAUUUUAUUGUAUUAGAACAUUAAAAAUUAUUUUUUAAUACAUUUAUUCAUUUUAGUAUUCAUAUUUGAAGCUCAGUAAAUAUUGCUGUAUAUCCAUUAUCAAUAUAAAUAAUUGAAAAUGUUCUCUGCUCAUUUUCUUCAUGCCCUAUAUAAAAUUAAAUUGUCCAACUUAACUACCAUUAACAAAAACCAGUAAAAUUUAGUCUAAAAUUUAGGAUUAAAAAUUCGGAAUCUUUUUUAAGAGAAACUUUAAUCAUCAGUUGGAAAAAUAUAAUUACCUUUUAACUCACUAAAAUUUACUUUUAGCUUCUUAAGCUCUUUGUGAAAAAUCUGUCCAUAUUUCUGUAGUAAACAGCAUAUCUUUAAAUGAUAUUUCUUGUCAUGUUCACAGCGGUAUUUUUUUAAUUGAUAUUUAUAAUAUUUGCAACUGCAGUGCUUUCCAAAAAUAUUAUAAACUAGCCACCUUUGACGACCAACUUGUUCAUCCAGAUUGACAUUUUAGGCUGUUAAAUAAUUAAAACAGAAUGCAUUUAUUAAUGUAUACAUAUAUAUUUCUUGUUGAUGUAACUGAAAAACAAAUUCAAUUAAAUCAGUUCACAGCUAAUUAAAAAGUAUAUAUGUUAUGAAAUUAAAGCAGAAGUGAAAUAAAGAAAAGCUAUUAUGGGAUUAAAAGCAUGUAAUUGAUUGUUUUGGUGGAUUAAUUUCGAUUCCAUUAUAAUAUUCCAUUCAAGACAUUAAUUAGUGAACAUCAAUUUCCAUAGCUAAAUCUUAGCAACCUCCAACUGAAUGGACAUCAUGUGACACAGCAAUACUUCUCUACAGCAUAAGUAAUAAUAUUUUGACACUCUAUUAAUUAACUAAGGAAAACUUUCAAUUUGACACAGCUGUGAAAACAUUCCAUAAAGCAGUCCGAAAUUCAUAGGCUAUUAUUAUUUGACAGCUGUUAUUUUUGUUUAUUCUUAGUCAUAAUUAUUUUUCAAAAAAAUUGAGUGCUAGAGCUCAUUUUAGAAUAUAAUGUUGGUUUCUUUAUAUGAAGUUAAAAAAAUCAUUUUUAAAGCUACUAAUUUCUGAAAUUUUAAGAAAAUAUUUUCUUUUCGGAUUUUUUAUUAAAAAUAUUAGUAGUUAUUCUUAAUAUUAGCAAUAUUCUCUGUUUAAUACUUUCUAGGCUAAAAUGAAUAUAGUUUUAUGA